AAAUGCAGCCUCGCACAGUUGUUUCCAAAACGGCCGCCGUUGCACGCGUUGUUGUCGUCCGCCCGAUGGCCCUCAUCGAAAUUUAAGCGAAAAUGAAAUUCGGUUAGCGUCAACGAAAAACGAGUUGCAGGGCCACAAAAAGAAGAAACAGAAGCGGAGACGGAGACAGUGACAGUGGCAGUGGCAGAGCCAAAGAGCUAAUCUGUUGUGCAGUGCGUUUUAUCAGCAGCAACAGAAAACAGAAACGAAAACGAAAGUCGAAACAGUCGCGGAUCUGUGGCUCUCGUAAUGUGCCCCAAUAAAAAUAAAUGAAAAUAACAAAAUAAUCACAACUACAGCCGGAAUAUGUAGGUAAAAAGUGAAAAUAAAUCAGAGACACAAAGUGCUCUAAAGCGAUACCCCAAAAAAGUUCCCCAAGCAACAAAAAUAAAUCAAAUAUUAUACAAAAUACCGAAAAAUAAAAUCAAAUAAAAUUAGCCCGAAACGCCAGCGGCAGAACGGGGUGAGGGAGGUGAAGAGUGACCUUCAAACGGCAAUCAAAUAGCUGGCCCAAAUAUCAAAAAGAAAAGAAAACAGCAACCAAAAGUAAGCCAAGCAAUAAGCCAAGGCAACAUCAUCCAUAGGUAUAAUAAGUACCUUUAGCAGCAGAGCACAUUAAUGGAGAUCAGGCGGCGCACCUCCAAGCCAUGGCUGGCACUGAUGCUCUGGCUGUGGCUCUGGCUCUGUGUUGGCACUGCCAAGGGCGACAACAGCAAUCAGAGCUCCACACAAAGUACACAUUGGCAACAGCAGCAGCAGCAGCAGCAGCAGAGAUAUCAAAGUAAGCUGAAUGAAUCGCUUAGAGGCGAUUUGCCAGAGGAACAGGCACAACAAGCGACAUCGAUUGUUAGCUCUCCCCAUGAGAUGCAUUUGACACGCACCUCCGUCAUCUUUGGACUGACCAAGGUGCCGGCGAACGACAGCCAAGUGAGUGCCAAGUGCCAGGGACAGCUGCGGCAGGUGCAGCGAGGAAUACUCAGCAAACAGCCAUGGGCCAUGAAAGUACUCGAUGCUUCUGGCACGAAACCCUCUGGCUUUGUGUACGGCCAGAACUACUGGCUGGGCAGCCGUGAGGCAUGUCGCGGCGUGCAACGACCCGUGGGCAUUACCCUCUCGCAGAACUUCGAGCGUGUGAUGCACUAUGGCAUCAUUACACAGCAGGCGCCCUUCGAUAUGGAUUAUCGUGUGAUUUACCUGAGUCACAGCUCACCCUGGCAGGUGGAGAUCAAGCUGAUGUCCGAGCAGAUCAUACACAUUGGACUGUGCCUGCCGCGUGCCUGCAGCUCGGAGGAGGUCAAACAUUUGGCGCAGCAGUAUGUGACCGGUGGACUGUUCACCGAGAGCGAGAUCUUCGACAUACGCCCGCAGGUGGUGUACAUGAAGGAUCUGCAGUUGAAGGAGGUGUUCUUUGAGCGUCCCAGUUUUCGCCUGCUGGUCGCCUGUGUCCUGGCCACCGGCGCUUUGAUGCUCUGCGCCCAGCAGCUGACGGCGGCCAUAAAGGCAGCUCCAACGACGGUCGACGAUGCGGGCCUACUGGCGCCCGCCGAGUCCGAACUGUGGCGGGCACUCCACUCCCUGCUGGAGUGGCGGCGCCUGCAGAAGUUUGUCGAAUGCUUCGACGUGCCCACAAACUGGGGCAAGAUCUUCGCAGUGCGCGAGAACAGCCCCACUGAGAUACCGCUGAUGAACGGGCUGAGGUCGGUGUGCGCCAUCUGGAUCAUGGUCUUCCAUGUCGUGUGGUUCAUGUACUUUACGGUGCACAACAAAACGGUUCUUAUUUCAUAUGCGGAGCAGGCCUUCUUCCAAUAUGUCUCCUCCGCACCGCUGCUGGUGGAUGUCUUCUUCACCAUUAGUGGCUUCCUGCAGACCUUCAACUUUCUGCGCAACUCUCGGCAGCUGGAGGCAGUGCGACAGAAUAGUCUGCGGCAGAAUCUGCAGCUCUUUGGCAAGCUGCUGUUCCAUCGGUACCUGCGCCUGGGUCCGCUCUAUCUGGUGGUGAUGGCCACCGUGGAUCUGGUGUACGCCUACAUUGGGGAUGUCUCCGUCUACCACAUCAACGAGCGCUUCGAUGAGAUGUGCUCCAGGCACUGGUGGCGCAAUCUUCUGUUCAUUCAGAACCUCUUCGAUCAUCGGGAUAUGUGCGCCAACUGGAGCUGGUCUCUGGCCUGCGAAAUGCAGUUCUUUGUUCUGGCCAAUGCAUUGCUAUUCCUCUAUGUGAAGCAUCCCAAGCUAACCAAAGCGCUGGUGGCCUCUGCACUCGUCUCGACCAUCGUCUGGUCGUAUGGCAUCGGUGUGAGCAUCAAGUUUCAGCUGUCCUUCGAUGCCGCCUUUGCCACCGGCACAGAGAUCUACACCUCGCCGUUUGUGCGUGUUCUGCCGUACAUUUUGGGCGGCAUCACAGCCUGGUGCCUCAAGGAGCGACGCGUGCAGAUGGAGUUGAGCGAGUCCCGUGAGCGACUGUACUGGCAUUUCGCGCUGCUGGUUUUCUUCGGGUGCAUCUACUCGACGGUGCGGCGGGAUUUGGGGCCCCUGAUGGCCAUCACGCUGUUUGUCAUGGGCCGCCUGUUCUUCUCGCUGAGCGUCUGCUGGAUGAUAGCGGGCAGUGCCGGUGGUCGAGGUGUCUGGUGGUCACGCCUGCUGGAGGCCAAAGGCUUCCAGCAUGUCAGUCGGCUGUCGUAUGCCAUUUACCUGCUCAAUCCUUUGGUCAUUGCCCUUUUCUACAGCCUGACCAGCUCCAGCACGCAUGCGGAUCCCUUCAUGCUGUGCGUUGUCACCUGCGGCUUUGCUGUCAUCUGCUACCUGGCCUCGAUUCUCUUCUCGCUGGCCUUCGAGCUGCCGUACAGCAAUCUGUCGAGUCUACUGCUGCGGCGAGGCAAAGCCAACAGCAGCAGCAGCAGCGGAGGCAGCAAGCCGAAGAUCGCCUAAUGGAUGCCUAGCCCUUAACUUAGAUCGUUGAGAUCUGCAACGCACACGCCUCCACCAUCUGACAAUUGUGAUCGCUUUCAUGUACAACUAAACUAAACUAAUCAUCAUAAUCGAAUAAUCGAACCUUUUAGUGCCUUAGUCUCUUGUCUUAGUCAACCCGUAUAGCAUAUACUGUACGUACUAUCUAUAUAAAUCGUAAAACGUAAAUCAUGCAGCGUACA
Drosophila guanche is the source of this 3185-nucleotide messenger RNA. Its product is annotated as nose resistant to fluoxetine protein 6. Gene Ontology annotation, molecular function: acyltransferase activity, transferring groups other than amino-acyl groups. The record is from RefSeq and is a predicted model, not a curated record. Lineage: Eukaryota; Metazoa; Arthropoda; Insecta; Diptera; Drosophilidae. Bases 658 to 2964 code for a protein of 768 amino acids. The transcript is spliced from 6 exons.